Monopterus albus (swamp eel) is the source of this 3439-nucleotide messenger RNA. RefSeq names its product polyhomeotic homolog 3 (Drosophila) (gene phc3a). The coding region runs from base 189 to 3011 and encodes 940 amino acids. The record is from RefSeq and is a predicted model, not a curated record. Gene Ontology annotation, biological process: negative regulation of DNA-templated transcription. Gene Ontology annotation, molecular function: histone binding; zinc ion binding; chromatin binding. Gene Ontology annotation, cellular component: nucleus; PRC1 complex. The transcript has 15 exons. Lineage: Eukaryota; Metazoa; Chordata; Actinopteri; Synbranchiformes; Synbranchidae.
UUUCCGGGACGCUCCAUGCAGUGCGCACAGCUGUGUGGUCCUCCCGCACUGUGAGCGGUGCUGUGCCGAGGCUUUUUUUAUUACCUGCUGUGUGGCGUCUGUUUUUUUUUUAUCUCCAUUCAGACAGUACUGACGCAUCAGUAGACUUCAUGACAAUGUGCAAGGGUAUGGUCAGUUCCUGAUGGCCCAUGUCUAUCAAUCCCAGGCAGGUAACGCCGACACGAGUUGUCCCUUUACUGAAUCUGUGCAUGACCUGGGAGAUGGAGAGGCAGAGCCCAGGAGAGAAGCAGGCAGACACUAAUAGGACUGAAGCCACCACCCCCACCACAUCAGCUGCCAUCACCAUGGCAACAGUCAGGCCCAGCAGCACCUGCACCCAGGCACCCUGCACUUCCCUCAGCAUCAUACCACCAGACAGACAAGCAGUCCAGGUGAUCCAACAUGCCAUCCAUAGACCUCAGAGCAUGGCAGCUCAGUACUUGCACCAGAUGUAUGCAGCUCAGCAGCAGCACCUCAUGCUGCAGACAGCAGCCCUGCAGCAGCACCAGCACCCUCCCCAUCUGCAGAGUCUGGCCACCAUACAGCAGGCCUCAUUGUGCCAGAGGCAGUCUCCUUCUUCAUCCACUGGCAGUUUGGUUCAACCUGCUGGUGUUUCCCAAAACUCUAUUACUUUACCAGUAUCACCAGUGACAGCCCAGCUGAUUGGCCAAACUCAAACAUCCAACUCCACUGCUGCUGCAACUACCAUAUCCCAGCAGGCCAUGCUUCUGGGAAACAGACCGGUCAACUGUAACCAAGCUCAGAUGUACCUUCGAACUCAGAUGCUUAUUCUAACACCCGCAGCCACCGUGGCUGCAGUUCAGUCAGACCUCCCUGCUAUCACCUCCUGCUCCUCUCUGCCUACCUCUUCUCAGGUGCAGAAUCUAGCUCUGCGUGCCCACUUGCCUGGUGCUCUGACUACUGCCCACAGUGUAAUCCUAAAGCCAUCUGCCCAGUCCCAAGCUCUGACUCCAGCUGCCUCUUUGUCCAAGACUUCAAUCUCUUCUCUGAAGACCAACCAGCUGACUGACACCUCAACAGAAACAGGGCUGACCAGUGUCCCACGACUGGCCUCGGGACCCCAGAUUAUAACUCCAGCCUACUGCCCAGUGCAGGCCCACGCACUGGUCAAGCAACAGUUCUCCAGUCCACCAGGCCAGCGUGUGGCGCACCACCAGCUCAUCCUCCAGCAGGCUACAGGAGCACCUCCUAACCCCAGACAGCGCCAGCCCAUCGCUCUCAGAAUAGCACCACAAGAAACCAACUCCAGCCCUCUUCCUCUUUCAUUUAAAAAAGUGGCCACUCCCAGCACCCAGUCUCAAAUCAACAAUGACCACCAGACCUCUUCAUCUUCUAAAUCUGUGACAAGUGUAUUUGCGCCAUCAAAUCACACCCCAGUCCCAGCUGCCACUGUUCAGCCUCAACCUCAGCCCCCUCCUCUGGUGGCCGCUCCGCAGCGUCGGACCUCAUUCCCACUAGUGCAGAACAAACCUCCGCCUCCCCCUCCACCUCUGGUUCUCACCAGGCUGCCCCAGAACCCGGCAGCCUCCAUCCACAGGCUGUCCAUGCAUUCAGUCCAGGCUUUGGCCAUCCACUCAGGACAAGCGCUGCUGACAGAGCAGGAGCUGCCUGUAGCGGAGGCCUUGGUCCAGAUGCCCUACCAGAACCUGCCUCCUCCUCAGACUGUGGCUGUCGAUCUGAAAGUGCAUCCGAUCAGACACAAUAAAACUCCAUCGUUGGAGGAAACAUGCAAAGUGAAUGGAGUGAGCUCAGAGGAGAGGAAAGAUGAACUUUCUCCAAGUCCACAGACACAAGAGACCCCUACACCUCUCAUUGUGCCUACUAAGCAAAAUGCAGGGGUGGGUUCAUCCUCUGUCAUAUCCAGCCAUUCAAUGAUCAGAUCGCCUCAGGUUGAGGAGCCCUCCCAGCUCACCACCACCAGCAGCAGCAGCCACAACAACAGCAACCAUCCUCCUCCAACGUCUCCCCUACGUUCUCCCAUCCUCCCUGCUGCAGUACGAGCCGCUAGCCAGCCUCCCUCUGCCCCAGCCUGCCUCCCAGGAAGCCCCGACAGGAUACUUACAAACCACGUCCUCACACACCUCAUAGAGGGCUUUGUGAUCCAAGAGGGCCUGAAGCCGUUCCCGGUGGGCCCUUCCUCAUUGUUAGCGGACCAGCAUGCUUCACUUCCAGAGCCCCAGGACAUUCAGACCAACGGGACUGCAACAGCAGAGGACAGUCCUCUGGACGCCGAGCAGUCAGAUUCAACAGAGUCAGAGAUGGAAAACGAUGGCCCUGCAACAGAUGUUGCAGAGCUUGGGGAGAGUGUGGCAGGUGUGCUGCAGUGUGAAUACUGUGGGAGCAGAGGUUACGCUCACACGUUUCUGCGCUCCAAGCGCUUCUGCUCCAUGACAUGUGUCAGAAGGUUCAGUGUGAGCUGCACCAAGCGUAUCACCACGCUGAGAGCAGUUCACUGGGGUCACAGGCCAAUGGGCAGGAGAGGACGGCCCCCCGGCAGAGUCAACGGAGCCUCCAGAGAACACGUUCUAAGACAGGCUCGUGGGUCACUCGGCUCAGAGGAGACCCAACAGAGCUCACUGAGAGAGGAGGAAGAGGAGGAGCAGCAGGAGGAGGAGGAAGAGGAACCUCCCGUUCCCAUGACGACCAGGCUCAGGAAGCAGGCCGAGAGGGAGCGGGAGAGGGAGAGAGAGCAGAGGACAACAGCAACAAUCAGUGUUUCUGAUGGAGAAGAAGUUGUCGACUGUCCAUCCCAAUGGAAUGUAGAACAAGUGUUCUCUUACAUCAGCUCCCUGCCAGGUGGUCAGGACGUAGCCAAGAAGUUUCGUUCCCAGGAAAUCGAUGGACAGGCCCUGCUGCUUCUCACAGAGGACCACCUGGUCAGCACCAUGAACCUUAAACUGGGGCCUGCACUGAAACUCUGUGCCCACAUCAAUUCUUUAAAAGAUGUAUAAAAGACCGGGAGGAAGAAAAACCCAACGAUUUUUUAAAAACUCUGCACAUCUGCAGAGACAGUAAGGAAACACUGCUCAUGAUGGAGCUGUCUGGCUCAUCUGUGGACUCGCACAAAGACACAGCAGAUCAUGCUCAAAGCACAGAUGACAGAUUCAUUCCAUGAGACCACUUUGGCUCCAGUUAUCCAUUUGUUUCAAAAUGGUUUUAAAAAUUGUUUGUAUCAUUUGUAAACAAAGAGAACAACCGAACAUUUUGAAUAUCACACAUAAGCAACGCUGUACAAUCUCACAGUUUACAAAGCAGAUGAUUGUCUGCUAUCUUGGGAGUGAAAUUUGAUACAUUUAAGAUCAGCAAACAGUUUUAAUGAAUCAAGAAAAGCCGUCUAAUUACAAGGUUAUUUAUUAUUUGUUACUGUCAUAAUUAAAAU